This is a messenger RNA of Lathyrus oleraceus (garden pea), 690 nucleotides long. RefSeq lists its product as uncharacterized. The transcript has 2 exons. NCBI's taxonomy places the organism in Eukaryota, Viridiplantae, Streptophyta, Magnoliopsida, Fabales, Fabaceae. Bases 1 to 690 code for a protein of 229 amino acids. The record is from RefSeq and is a predicted model, not a curated record.
AUGUUUUUGUGGGAGGGUGAUCAAGUUCUUGUGAUGUUCGCUUCUCUGAGAGUGGAGAACGAUUGGGCGGCUAGUGAUAUGUCGGUGGUGUGUAAAUUUCCUGAUGUUUUCCCUGAAGAUAUUUGUGACUUGCAUUCGAAACGUGAAAUUAAGUUUGCCAUAGAUUUAUUUUUGAAGGAGAAGAAUUUGUAUGUCAAGUUAUCCAAAUAUGAGUUCAGGUUGCAAGAAGUAAGUUUUCUUGGUCAUGUGAUUUCUGGUGGUGGGAUAGUGGUAGAUCCGUCCAAGGUAGACGUAGUGCUACAAUGGGAGGCUCCUAAGUCUGUUAUAGAGAUCAAAAGUUUUUUGGGGUUAGUUGGUUACUACAUAAUAUUUAUCGAAAUUGUUUUGAAGAUGGCUCUGCCCUUGACUCAGUUGACUCGAAAUGGUCAAGAUUUUGUGUGGGAUGUCCGGUGCGAAGAAAGCUUUCAAGAACUCAAGAAGAAGUUGACGAUGACGCCAAUUCUAAUUUUACCAAAUGUGAAGGAAGCCUUUGUGGUAUAUUGUGAUAUGUCCAAGAUGGGCUUAGGUGGUGUACUUAUGCAAUAUGGAAAAGUAGUAAAUUAUGCUUCGCGACAACUAAAAAAUCAUGAGAGGAAAUAUCCUACCCCUGAUUUAGAGUUGGCAGCAUUGGUGUUUGUGCUGAUAUUAUAG